Molecule: messenger RNA, 924 nt
Organism: Triticum aestivum (bread wheat)
Lineage: Eukaryota; Viridiplantae; Streptophyta; Magnoliopsida; Poales; Poaceae
Exons: 3
Coding region: 1-924 (307 amino acids)
Source: RefSeq, a predicted model, not a curated record
AUGGCUGGGACAAGUCAUAAGUCAAAACAGGGUGGACCUGAUGGAUCAAGCCAUGAUGACCUUGCAUAUCAUGGGAAUAAAGAGCAUCAAACACAGCCACGGAGCAGUGCACCAAUAACUGGGGUCAAGCGUCACAGAAGUAAAGCAAUUAUUUCAUGGGGGAAGCGUCCUGAUGAUAUUAUUAGUAACGAGAAUAGUAACGAGAGCCAAGCUACAGAUGCUGGGAAUACAAAUGUCAAAGGUGCAGAUGUUGACCAACCUCCAAAACCAAAACGCCAGAAGACGGGAGGAACUGAGGGUCGUAGGAACAGGGCAUCCCCUGCAAGGCUCUUCAAGUUGAACAAGGACUUGGUUCCUGACCAAAAGGGUGUCAUCAUUCGAAAAGAAUUUGGUGGAAUUCUGGACCUUGCAGCAAGUAGCAUGCCCGGAGAUCUUAGCCAGUGGAUAAUGAAGCAUUAUGACCCUGAGAUUUCGCAGAUAGUCAUUCCAGAAAGGGGGAAGAUUCAUGUAGAUGCCGCAAGUGUCCAUAGGAUAUGGGGUUUGCCAAAUAGGGGCAAGAAAGUGUGCUUCGACAAUCGGCCUGAAAUCACAAAGGCAAUGUACAAUAUUUACAACAUCACAUCCAAGAACUCCCCAACUCUCACAGAAUGGUGCAAGAUGAUCAUAGACAUGGGAGGAUCUUAUGAUGAUGACUUUCUCCGUGCUUGGCUAGCUCUUAUUUUUUCGUGCUUCCUUGCCCCUUCAACUAGUUUAAGUAUUUCCCCAAAAAGCUUCCCGGCGGUCAUGGAUGUCAAUGGAAUAACGGAAACCAAUAUAUGCCAGUUUGUUGUUGAUCAACUAAAGCUUGCGUUCACUUCAGAGCGUGGCAACAAGAAGGUCGUUCACGAAAUAGGUUACGAAGAUGAUGACCUCUAUUCUAUGUAG